Phoenix dactylifera (date palm) is the source of this 2931-nucleotide messenger RNA. Its product is annotated as QWRF motif-containing protein 2-like. The record is from RefSeq and is a predicted model, not a curated record. Gene Ontology annotation, biological process: spindle assembly. Gene Ontology annotation, molecular function: microtubule binding. Lineage: Eukaryota; Viridiplantae; Streptophyta; Magnoliopsida; Arecales; Arecaceae. Gene Ontology annotation, cellular component: nuclear microtubule; cytoplasm.
AAUCAGGCGGUAUAGGGUGUAUCGUACUGGUUCAGUACUGGGUUAUGAUAUAGAGGGCAUACCGGCAUUUAGUACACAAAAUUAGCUUCUGUAUCGAUUUUUAUGCCGGACGUAAUGAUAUAGUGGCAUUGGUAAGGGCCGGUACCAAGAUAAGCUCUACAAGGUUUUGAAACAGCCCACUAUGGAGUUUUUAUGCUAUAUAGGAGCAGCAAUUUGGUAUCCUUUUGUAAAAGGAGGAGGUAGGAAAAGUAGAUGGCCUGUGCCCAUCUGUAAAAUGAUAGUAGGACAGGUGUGAGACCACAAAGGCAAAAGGUAGAAUGUUUCAAAUGGAGAGCAAAACCUCCUUGAAAGCAAAGAGGGGGAGAUAAAAAAACAGUGAGCGGUGUGUAUGUGAGUGCGUGAGAUGACGAGGGGCAUUUCACAAAACUUAGCCUGCAAAUAAUAGCGACCUUAGGCUGAUGUGUUUUUGGUCUCGGAGUCUUCGGCUCUCCAGCAUCCAAGGCCACAACAAGAACAAGAAAAGCUAAUUUAGAGAUACAAGAACUUCUUGGGUGGCUAGUUUCUCCACUGAGGGGCCAGGAGAGGAGCUUAGAAGCUGGAGUCUGGUGCUCCGCCGGGGAAUGUGACUCGUCCUCUCCACCAAACGGCUAGCUGGUGCUGGAAUUCGAGAAGAUAGAAGGAGAUCGAGAUAGGGCCGAGGCGGAGAACCAGAUCUCUCCCUGGGGAUCAUGGUGGCCGCCAUCCCCGCCGCUUCUCCGACCACCACCGCCUCGGCUGCCUCCACUUCCCCUGGCCCCAAAAACCCCUCCCUCCCCGACGAUCUCCAUAGCCCCUCCCGUCGCCCUCUCAUCCCCUCCGAGAAGGACAAUGCCGCCGCCGUUGCUGCUGCUGUCUCCCGCCGCCCCCGUACCAAAGAGAUCUCCUCUCGGUACCUCUCUCCCUACUCCUCCUCGUCUUCGACUACCUCUACUUCAUACUCUUCUUCCAAUUCCUACUCUUCUUCGAACUCUUCUUCGAGUUCCCGGCGCUUCCCCUCGCCUCUGAUAUCCUCCCGGCCCUCCACGCCACCGGCAUUGGCCCCUAAGAGAUCCCAGUCCGUCGAUCGGAGCCGUCCCUCCACCCCUCGCCCUGAUCCCCGGCCCGCCCCCGCCGAGCCCUCCGCCGCCGCCCGAGCCCUCUGCACCACCACGCGAAGCCUCUCCGUCUCGUUCCAGGGGGAGUCCUUCUUCUACCAGACCAGCCGCGCCAAAGCCACCUCCCCCAGCCCCGCCCGCAAGCCCGCCCCCGCGCACCGGAGGACCAACUCAGCUGCCGCUACCCCUGCCAGAGCCAGCGAUCAGUCGGAGAACUCCCGGCCCUUUGAGAACCACCAUCGCUGGCCCGCUGCCAGACCUCGGCAGUCGAACCCCUUGAUGAGGAGCUUGGACUGCAAUUUGGAGAAGAAAGGUUCCAUCUUGGCCACGGUCCAUUUGCUGCAGCAGUCAAUGGUGUUCGACGACGGCACGCGCCGUGCAUCCUUUGAUGGGGGCGACCUUUCGGCAUCAUCGGAUACUGACAGUGUGUCCUCCGGCAGCAAUUCAGGGGCGCAGGAGCUUAGUGUGCCCUCAAGGGCACGGGUCACUCCUCGUGGAAUUAGUGUGCCUGCAAGGUUCUGGCAGGAGACCAACAGCCGACUACGCCGGCUUCCAGAGCCGGGCACGCCAUUGUUGUCGUCAGGCUCCAGGACUGCAGCCCCACCGAAGCUUGGUUUGACAAAGAAAUCAUUGGUAGAUAGCCCUUCGUCAUCUCCUCGGUCGGUUUCUUCUCCACUCCGUGGACCCAUGAGGCCAUCUUCUCCGAGUAAGAUUACAGCUUCUCCCUCAAGGGGAAUGGCCAGUCCUUUGCGAAUGAGGAACAAUGGAUCAGUGAGUUCCUCUCCAAUUGGUCAGCCGGGUAAUGCGCCUUCAAUUAUAAGCUUUGCAGCAGAAGUGAGGAGGGCAAAGAAAGGGGAGAACCGGAUUGAGGAAGCACACUUGUUGAGGCUGUUUCAUAAUCGACACUUGCAAUGGCGUUGGGUGAAUGCAAGGGCCAAUGCUGCGCUAUUGGUGCAGAGACUGACCGCAGAGAAAAAUUUGUAUAAUGCAUGGAUAACUACAUCAGAGUUGCGUGAUUCUGUCACUUUUAAAAGGACCAAGCUACAGCUUAUGAAACAAAAUCUAAAACUAACUUCCAUUCUUAAGGGACAAAUGACUUAUUUGGAGGAGUGGUCUCUUUUGGAUAGAGAUCAUUCUAGUGCUUUAUCAGGAGCUAUCGAAGCAUUAAAGGCUAGCACGCUCCGUCUUCCGGUCGUUGGAGGAGCAAAGGCGGACAUCCAAGAAGUGAAAGAUGCUGUUGGUUCAGCAGUUGACGUGUUGCAGUCAAUGGGAUCCUCCAUAUGUUCUCUAUUGUCGAAGGUAGAAGGAACUAGUUCCUUGGUGUCUGAACUGGCUAAAAUGGCAGCUCAAGAGCAAGCAUUACUAGAUCAAUCCAGAGAUCUCUUGUCCACAGUAGCAGCUAUGCAUGUGAGACAAUGUAGCCUGCAAGGGCAUAUAGUACAGCUAAAACGGAAACCCAGCCAGAUGAAAUUGUAGAGCCAAUUCUGUUUCUGCCUUCGUGAUCACUAACAUCACUGCAACCUCUUCUUUUUCUAACUGGAGAUUGUGCCAAUGGUAAUAAAGCAUGGUGGUUUGUUGGGAGCGAAGCGAGUGCCUCUAAAUCUUCUGUUGAUCUCACCUAGGGUGGCUGAUUCAUGUAUUUUUGUAUGGAUACUACCACAGGAAUGGCCUUUUUCCUUGCAGGAUAUACAUUAGCUGUAUACAGAAUACUUUUUUCCUGUACUGAUCAAAGAAAAGCUUUUGUAUAUAUUAAUGCUUUCUUUUUGGUUGGAGAGAAGGAAGAUCACCAGUUUCUUUA